This is a messenger RNA of Rhizoctonia solani, 1842 nucleotides long. Its product is annotated as sorting nexin-41. Gene Ontology annotation, biological process: retrograde transport, endosome to Golgi. The transcript has 8 exons. Lineage: Eukaryota; Fungi; Basidiomycota; Agaricomycetes; Cantharellales; Ceratobasidiaceae. Gene Ontology annotation, molecular function: phosphatidylinositol binding. The record is from RefSeq and is a predicted model, not a curated record. The coding region runs from base 1 to 1842 and encodes 613 amino acids.
AUGGACUAUCCCGACAUUGGAAAUCUACGAAUCUCGUCUGAUAAUGAGCACGAUCACACCGGGCCUGCACCUAGUAACCAGGAUACACGUGCAGGUGGAUACGAGUCUCAGCAGGGUCAUAGUGAGGAUUGCUGCGCACGCGUCGAGUGGCUCCAUUCUGGGGAUGAGCCAGAAAUAAUAAUUACCGAUGCCCAAAAAAGCUCUGAGGGUGCGGGAUCUGUAUAUAUUGCAUACGUCAUACGUUCUGGUAAUGUCGAGACCCGGCGGCGUUAUUCCGAGUUUGAGUCUCUCAGAAACAGCCUAUCGAAGCUCUAUCCCACUCUGAUCAUCCCGCCCAUUCCGAGUAAGCAGACGAUAGGUGAUUAUGCCAUAAAGCAGAGCAAAGCCAAAGAGGAUGCAAACCUCAUUGCUCGCCGUAGGCGAAUGCUUCAAGUAUUCCUUAACCGAAUUGCUCGUCACCCCAUCCUCAGCAAUGAUCACGUCUUCCAUCGCUUUCUGGAGCGCGAUGUUAGUUGGUCCGAGGUUCUCAAUUCCCCUCCGAUCACACUACUUCCUAAGAAUAUCCUUAAAGCGCCUGCUCAUAAUCCUCUAGAAUCCUCAGCCGCGCACGAUUCUCUCCCAGUUCCAUCGCCAUCUCAUCCUCUCCGUCGUCCCGAUCAAAGAUUUCUCGAUUCCGAGUCAUUUACGCAGAAGUUUGAAGCACACCUCACUGGACCUCUCGAAAAAGUUACUCGUCGAACCUCAAAGAGAUGGGCUGAAUACGCUCACGAUACUGCUGAACUAGGUGCCGCACUCAAUGCACUAUCGUUAUCUCUUCCCCCCCAUGAAAGUGACGCGGUCGAACGUACGGGGCAAGCAGUUGACGCUGCUUACGUUGGUGCUACUAAAUUAGUACAAUCCAUCGAAGCAGGCUGGACAGAGCCUAUGCGGGAGUACGCAAUGUUUGCAGGUAUCAUCCGCCGGCUCCUAGUUUACAGGCACCAAAAACACGUUCAGUAUGAGAUGACACUCGAGAGCCUAGAUUCGAAGCGCGAGACACUGGACGAGUACGAGAGGAGUGAAGCAGAGGCCCAGAGGUUGCAAUCAGCUCUGAGUGCAGCCACUGCUCCAAAGAGACCAUCCCCUAGCGUCACACCCAAUAAUCUCAACGUUGCCCUCCCCUCUCCAAAGACUAACACCGGCAAUGAAGGCUUAUCCCCUCGCCCUGGAGCUUCGCCUGCGCCCUCUGCUGAUUCGCUCACCCAGAGUCCCACUCAACUAUCUAUUCCAGACCCGGAUGAUUUCAACACUCAGAGUGCAUGGGGAGGCGAUGAUGGGCCCAGUUGGGGACAGGGCGCUCGAUCGCAAGCCUGGGCGAACCGUAUCAGCUCUGGUCUAUCGUCCACGAUCGAGGCAGCGACAAACGUAGCGGCCAAUGCUGCUUCGUCAGUUACUGGAUCUAGCUCCGAAGCAACGCUACCUGCGCCUUCCUCGGGCCCCAGCACGAGUCGCGCUACCAGUCCGAUGCACAAGCGAGGAGGAUCAGGUCCAAAGGGAUUUUUGAACGCGCUGAGCCAUUCGUUCCAAGGAAUCAUGGAUGUUGACCCAGAAGCGGCGAGGAGAAAUGGAAUUAGUAGGACCAAGGACGGAAUUACUCGAGGAUGCCUUGCCGAUCUUGACAGGUUUCAACGGCAAAAGGUAGCAGACAUUAGGGACAUGUGCAUCGCGAUGGCAAUUGCACACAGAGACUGGGCCAAAAACAACUUGGAAGCAUGGGAGGAGGCCAAAAAAGAGGUGGCCAAGAUUGAGCCUCAUCCAAAUCAUCCUCCAGUUGGAAACCCCGAUGCGCCAAAGUCACCUUGA